AUGAAGAUGAAGGAGUCAGAAAAUGUAUCUGACUACAUUACUCGUGUACAGAUUGUGGCGAAUCAAUUAAAUCAAAACAGAGAAAUGUUACUCGAGACGCGGGUUGUGGAGAAAAUUUUGAGGUCGUUAACAGACAAUUUCAAGAAUGUUGUGUGUGCCAUAGAAGAAUCGAAGGACCUAGCAAAGUUCACAGUCGAUGAGCUUGUCGGUUCUCUCGAGGCACAUGAGCAACGCAAGAAAAAAAAGGAGGAGCCACUCGAUCAAGUGCUUCAGACGAAAGCAACAAUAAAGGAUGGAAAAGUUCUCUACUCACAAAAUUUUCGAGGUAGAGAUAACGGAAGCCGUAGGAAUGGUCGAGGUGGUCAAGGCAAUAAUCACGAAAAAAACUACCAGGAGAAGAGACUAUCGAGUCAAGCAAAUUGGCGUGGAAGAGGACGUUUUCAAGGGCAUGGUCAAGGAUACACUUCCAACAUCCAGUGCUUCAAAUGUCAGAAAUAUGGCCACUAUGCAAAUAAUUGUAACUCUGACAGAUGUUACAAUUGUGGCAGACUGGGUCACUAUGCUAGAGAUUGUCGAGCCAAAGAGAAGGUGGAAGAAACCAUCAAUCUAGCCUUGGAUGACGCAACAAGUGGAGGCAUCCUCUUGAUGGCUCAAAGCGAAGAGCCGAACACAAAAAGAGGCGACGGGGCCAAAGAUGAUGGCGGUAGUCAUGAGGUAGUGGAAGUUGUUAGAAAUGAGGUGAUACGCAGCAUAUUUGGCGAAAUCGCGUUAUCAGAGACGAGAAAAUCGUAG
Messenger RNA from Cucurbita moschata (crookneck pumpkin), 792 nucleotides. RefSeq lists its product as uncharacterized. Bases 1 to 792 code for a protein of 263 amino acids. Lineage: Eukaryota; Viridiplantae; Streptophyta; Magnoliopsida; Cucurbitales; Cucurbitaceae. The transcript has a single exon. Gene Ontology annotation, molecular function: zinc ion binding; nucleic acid binding. The record is from RefSeq and is a predicted model, not a curated record.